AUGGAGAGCUGGCUCUGUUUGCUGCUGCUCUGCACAGUAAGUUUAACUCUCGCCUCUGGAGAUGAGACAAAAAAUGAUGAUGAAAUCGACCUUGUCAGCUUUCUGAGAAGUAUCUACUCCGGGCAGCUGGUGAGAGACGAGCCGUUCAUCAUCAACAGAGACUUUGAGAUAAAAUCCCUAAAGGAGUUGGGACGCCCUGCAGACCUCUCCAUCACAGAGCAAACCAAGGAUAAAACAGUCAGCCGGGAGACAAAUGCCGCUCCUGGACCGGUGGUGUUAACUAAAAAUGGACAGAUCAAGGGGGUAACAGUGGAUAAGGCCCAUGUUUUCUAUGGAGUCCCGUAUGCAGACCCUCCUGUUGGGGCAUAUCGCUGGAAGCCUCCCAGACCUGCAAGUCCUUGGCCGGGGAUUUAUGAUGCCUCCUUUCCCAGGGCGGCAUGCGUGCAGGCCUGCAGUGGCCCCAUCACAGAGGAAUGUCCCCGAACAGUGAGUGAGGACUGUCUCUACCUGAACAUCUUCGUCCCUCUUGAUGUGAACUUCAGCUCCCCUCUGAAAAGCACGCUGCCUGUCAUGGUGUGGAUCCAUGGCGGGGAUUUCAUCGUUGGCUCUGCCUCCAAGCCUCUGUACGAUGGACGCUUCAUCAGCAACUUUACAGACACUGUUGUUGUUAGUAUAGAGUACAGACUGGGUGCCUUUGGGUUCCUGGUGUCAGGGAAAGACCCGCACACCUCAGCUGUGGGAAACUAUGGGGUCUUGGACCAGCAGGCGGCUCUUCUAUGGGUGCAGCAGAACAUCGCAGUGUUUGGAGGUGAUCCUGGUAAGGUGACCAUCUUUGGUGAGAGUGCAGGUGCCCAGUCAGUGAGUCUCCAACUGAUGAUCCAGAGCAGCAAGCCUCUCUUUAAACAGGCCGUCCUGCAGAGUCUGCCCUUCUCCAUCCCUCUCAAGACCAGACAUGAUGCCCUGAAGCUGGGGAAAGACUUUGCCAAACAGACCAAUUGUUCUGUGAGCGACAUCGUCUGCCUGCUGAAUCUCUCUCCACAGGCCGUCCUGGCCGCCCAGAUGAAAACAAGUUCAAAGAUUGUGAACCCGUUCAGGUUCCUGGAGGUUUUUGAGACAUGGGGUCCACACAUCGAUGGAGAGUUGAUUAAGGAACAAGCAGUCACAGCCUUCCUGAAGGGGCACUGGCAGAAGGAGAAGCAAGUGCUGCUGGGUACGACCUCAGAGGAAGGUGUGAUCUUUGUGUAUGGAGUAUUUAGUAAGCCUGUGUCUGCAAUAGAGAGCACAGUGUACAUCACAGCCAUCUUCAAACAACACGCUUUGAGGAUCCUGCACAAAUACCUGCCUCUGUAUAAGGACAUCGACCGCAGGAACAUGCUCGCCCAGAUUGUCACAGAUUACGUCUUCCUGUGUCCAGCCCGCAGGUCGUCACGUGCAGGCACAGCAGCAGGCAGCGAGGUUUGGAUGUACGUCUUCGACCAUGUUGCAUCAGACCAUCGUGUCUGGUCAGGUCUGACCUUCUGCUACCAGCACGUUUGCCACGGCGCCGAGCUGCCUUUUCUCUUCAACUCUGCCUCUGUGGCCAACUUCACUCUGUCGCCUCCCGAGAAGCUGCUGUCCAAUCGGAUGCUGUGUUACUGGGGUGCCUUCGCUCACAACGGUGACCCGUCCUCAAGAGUCCAUCAGACGACUUUCUGCCGCGAGCAGCGUCUUCCACCCUGGCCACGUUAUUCUGACACCAGCGGCUGGCUGAUGAUGAACCUGACAGUUCACUCACAUGCACAAGUGGGGACCAGGAACCACUUUUGUGAUUUCUGGGACAAGCUGGGGAUCUAUUAG
Molecule: messenger RNA, 1836 nt
Organism: Cheilinus undulatus (humphead wrasse)
Lineage: Eukaryota; Metazoa; Chordata; Actinopteri; Labriformes; Labridae
Product: cAMP-regulated D2 protein
Exons: 8
Coding region: 1-1836 (611 amino acids)
Molecular function (GO): cholinesterase activity
Source: RefSeq, a predicted model, not a curated record